AUGGCGGCGGCUAAGCCUGGAGCUACCACCGGCGGUGGGACCAACUUGCUCUUCUCUUCUUCAGCUAUCGAUUUUAACUUCACCGUGCCCUUCAUCCCGGUCAGCCAAGCUCCGGCUGCAACGCCGGAACCCGCUGUCCUGUCAGCCGAUGAUUCUGCAGAUGUGGGUGAAGAGGACAGCUUCUUGGGUCAGGCUUCUGCCAGCCCCAAUCCACCACAGACUUUCAACUAUUUCUCUCAAGUACCCAGUAGCAGUGAUCCAUUUGGAAGUAUCGGGCAGCCACCUUUGACAACUGCCCCCCCCCUUGGAGCACCAACCUUCUCCAGGCCUCCAACUUCGCUGCCGCUUGUGUCUGGGGCCCAGGAUGGGCAAAAUGCCUUCUCACCACACGUUCCCAAGUCGCAGUCCUCUUAUGGUGCUCCACCUGCUUCACAGGGGGGAGUCACAGCUUAUCAGACUCCUCAGCAGAGCUGUCCCCCACCUGCCAAUGUGUCUGCUCUCCCCCAUGGAACCUCUCCUCAGGGCUAUAACCCUUACCGGCACACCACCCUGAGCAGCAGAGCCAACCCGUACCUUACUCCACCGCAGCUGCAGCAGAGUCAUGCUCCUGCUCACCAGCCGUCCUCUGUGCCACCUGUCCAGAUGUAUCAGACACCCCCAGGACCACUGACAGAGUUUCCACAGGCUCAGUCACAGCUCCGAGCUCCCAGGCCAGCAGGUCCACUGGUCCAGGCACCUCCUGUUUUGCUGCAGAACCAAUAUGAGCCUGUUCAGCCACACUGGUUCUACUGUAAGGAGGUGGAGGACAAGCAGAUAUGGCUGCCCUUCAGCCUUCUGGAUUCUGCAAAGCUAGAGGAAGUUUAUAAUUCCGUCCAGCCUGACCCCGAGAGCGUGGUUCUGAGCACUGAUGGGGGUCGCUAUGACGUGUACCUGUAUGACAGAGUGAGGAAAGCUGUGUACUGGGAAGAGGAGCCCUCUGAAGUCCGGCGAUGCACCUGGUUUUACAAGGGAGACAAGGACAGCCGCUUUGUUCCCUACACUGAGGAUUUCAGUGAGAAGCUGGAGGCAGAAUAUAAAAGGGCUGUAACUACAAAUCAGUGGCAUCGGAGACUUGAAUUCCCAAAUGGGGAGACAAUUGUUAUGCACAAUCCCAAGGUCAUAGUUCAGUUCCAGCCUUCUGCCACACCAGAUGAAUGGGGCACUAGUUCAGAUGGUCAGGCAAGACCACGGGUAGUGAAACGUGGAAUUGAUGAUGACCACGAUGAAAUUCCUGAUGGAGAAAUGUCCCAGAUUGACCAUCUGGUAUUUAUGGUUCAUGGCAUAGGCCCUGUAUGCGACUUGAGAUUUAGAAGCAUUGUUGAAUGUGUUGAUGAUUUUAGGACAGUUUCUCUGAAGCUGUUGCAGACUCACUUUAAGAAAUCUUUAGAGGAACGUAAGGUGAGCAGGGUGGAAUUCCUCCCAGUUCACUGGCACAGUUCUCUGCAUGGAGAUGCAACAGGUGUAGACAGGAACAUAAAGAAGAUCACUCUGCCCAGCAUCGGUCGCCUGCGCCACUUCACCAACGAAACCCUCCUGGACAUCCUGUUUUACAACAGCCCCACAUACUGCCAGACGAUCGUGGACAAAGUGGGGCUGGAGAUGAACCGCUUGUACGCCCUCUUCAUGAGCCGCAACCCAGACUUCAAGGGAGGAGUCUCCGUGGCCGGGCACAGCUUAGGUUCCUUAAUUCUGUUUGACAUAUUGUCUAACCAGAAGGAUUUGGCUUCAUCAGUAAAUACUGGACCGUUCUCUGGUGUCAAUGGGACUGUGAAGGAUGUGGCUGUUCAUGAUAAGCAGAUGACUGAAGACACCAGUUCCUUGGGCUCCUCAAUUACUACUUCUGGUGAUGACCUUUGUGAGCCUGAAGUAGAUGAUGAUGUUCCUGCUUUGCAGAAGACUCUGGAAAUGCUUAGUUUGUCAGAGUAUGCAAGCAUAUUUGAGAAGGAGCGAAUUGACAUGGAGUCUCUGCUCAUGUGUACAGUGGAUGACCUGAAGGAAAUGGGGAUACCUCUUGGACCAAGGAAGAAAAUAGUUAAUUUUGUAAAAGACAGAGCAGCCAAGCAGAAGAAAACAGCAGAAAAGAAAGCAGUGCUGGCUGCCACGCUCCAGACUCAAGAAGAUGCCCAGAAAGCAAAAGAGACAGUUAGUCCUGUCUCCCCAUCAGAGUCUGGUCAGCUGCAUCCAAAGAGGAAGCUUCCAGUUGGUGCCUCUGUUGCUUCUGUGAGCAUUGACUAUGACUAUUUUGAAAUGGGAACUGGCCAGGUUUCUGUCAUUUACAGUGCACUGGACUUUGAACCAGAUAUUUUCUUUGCUCUUGGUUCUCCUAUCGGUGUGUUCCUUACUGUGAGGGGUGUGGAGAAGAUUGAUGAAAACUACAGGCUUCCAACUUGCAAGGGAUUCUUCAAUAUCUAUCAUCCACUUGAUCCAGUAGCUUACAGGUUAGAACCAAUGAUCAUCAAAGACAUGGAUUUAAAACCAGUUCUCAUUCCACAUCAUAAAGGCAGAAAAAGACUUCAUCUGGAGUUGAAAGACUCUCUGUCUCGUAUGGGAUCUGAUCUGAAACAGGGUUUUAUUAGCUCUUUGAAGAGUGCAUGGCAGACCCUUAAUGAAUUUGCACGUGCUCAUACAUCUUCAACCCAGCUCCAAGCAGAACUGGAGAAAGUGGCUAACCAAAUCAAAGAGGAAGAAGAAAAGCAAGUGAUAGAAGCUGAAAAGAUCACUGAAAGUCCAGAGCCUCCAAAAGAUGAAGAUGUUUUGGUGAAGGUUGGAAUGCUCAAUGGAGGACGGCGCAUUGAUUAUGUUCUACAAGAGAAACCAAUAGAAAGCUUCAACGAGUACCUUUUUGCUUUGCAGAGUCAUUUGUGCUACUGGGGGUCUGAAGACACUGCCUUGCUGUUUCUCAAAGAAAUAUACAGGACUAUGAAUAUCAAUCCUGAGCAGCCACAGCAUUGAUGUAGAGAAACAUGAACUUAGCCACACCUGCUGCUCCGCUGGACCUGGUGACAAUGCUUUGAGGCACCUCCAAUCGAUUUUUAUAACUACAAAUCACAAGAUAAACAUCAGACUCUUUUUUUUUUUUUCUUUUUCUCCUCUGCCAGUCCUGAACUUGCUCAGAUUCUACCUUCUUGUGUCACUUCAGACAAACUUCAGUUUUGAGCUGAUCAGCACUGCCAUUCGGGUAAUGGAAGGAAUGACACCAUUGUGAUCUUCAAUCAGCUGAAUUGUACAGUUGCCAAGUAUAAAGUGAUGGCCCAAGAAGUGAGGUUUUGGCAUGCAAAGCAUUGCUUCUCUCCUUCAGCUCUCCUGGCUCAGCUGGCUGUCAAACAGGCUUUGCCUGUCAAGGCAGCAUGUCCUUAUUAAAAAGGACUUGUUGGGAAGCAGCAAUAAUCUGCUUUUCUUGACACUUUUGUUGGUUCACCUUUGCAAAUACAACAUGAACUCUGCUUAUAACCAUCUUCAAUACAGAUUACACACAACAGAUUUACUAAAAACUACCACCCAGAAUCAUUUUCUUACUAUUGUAAGUGUGAUGGAGAUUAUUUUAU
Messenger RNA from Indicator indicator, 3584 nucleotides. RefSeq names its product SEC23 interacting protein (gene SEC23IP). The transcript has 19 exons. The record is from RefSeq and is a predicted model, not a curated record. Gene Ontology annotation, cellular component: COPII-coated ER to Golgi transport vesicle. NCBI's taxonomy places the organism in Eukaryota, Metazoa, Chordata, Aves, Piciformes, Indicatoridae. Bases 1 to 2991 code for a protein of 996 amino acids. Gene Ontology annotation, molecular function: metal ion binding; protein binding. Gene Ontology annotation, biological process: endoplasmic reticulum to Golgi vesicle-mediated transport.